This is a messenger RNA of Mytilus trossulus (common blue mussel), 1254 nucleotides long. Its product is annotated as E3 ubiquitin/ISG15 ligase TRIM25-like. The transcript is spliced from 2 exons. The record is from RefSeq and is a predicted model, not a curated record. The coding region runs from base 100 to 1254 and encodes 384 amino acids. Gene Ontology annotation, molecular function: zinc ion binding. Lineage: Eukaryota; Metazoa; Mollusca; Bivalvia; Mytilida; Mytilidae.
CCCCGUUCCAUAUUGUCCCUAUCAAUCUGAGUGUAUUUUGUCAACACUGCUCAUUCUUUAGAAUUGAUUCAUCAUUUUCUUUGAAGACAUCAAUAAGGGAUGGCGACUGAAACAAGCUGCGUCUGUGACGUAUGUCACGUCCGUCAUAUUAGAUCUACUGUAAGAGAAUAUUGUCCACAGUGUGACCAAAACCUUUGUGGCGAUUGCUCAGAACAUCAUCGAAUAGCUAAAGCCUCUAAAACUCACGAGACCAUAACUUUUGAACAGUACAAAACAUCACCUUCCUUCGUUCAGAACAUAAAUCAUCGAUGUGACAAACAUGAGUAUCCUUUAGAAUUUCAUUGCCAAUCACAUAAUAGUCUGGCUUGUAAGAGAUGCAUUGUUAUGGAGCAUAAAAAAUGCGAUGAUGUUGUUUUAUUGGAUGAUGUUUCAAGCGGAUUUAAUUCGUCAACUGCUUUAGAGAAGUUGGAAAAAUCACUGCUUGAUGUAAAAUCAGUCAUCACAACAGCUAUAUCAAAAAGCAAAGACAAUCUGAAAAUGUUACCCACUAAUGAGGACGACGUCGUUGAGAAGAUCAAGGAUAUGAGAAAGAACAUUAAUGACCAUUUUGAUAAGUUGGAACAGGAUCUCAUACUAAAAGCAUCACAAUCGAAAGUUAAGGCAAAAAGGUGUAUAUCACGAGUCAUGCGAGAUUUGGAAACUGAAAAUAAACAAGUAAAUGAGAUAUUCAAAAACAUCGAAGUUUUAAAGGAAUGCGCUUCAAGCAGGCAAUCGUUCAUUGGAACCCGAAAUCUAGAACAAUCUUUACAACAACUAAGAAUACAGUUACAGAGUAUGUACGAAAAAGGCGAUUUUCAUGAUGUCAAAAUCUGCUGCGAGUUUGAAGAUUCGUUGGUCAAUAAAGAAGCAAUUAAAUCUAUAGGUUGUGUAUUACCAAGGAAAGUCAACGUUGGUUUCACUUUGAAGACGAUAGCUGAUAAAGCUGGACAGACAAUGGACAUCUUUAAAAUUGAUGGCGUAAUGGUUGAACAACUUGAGAGGAUAAGAGUUUAUGGAACUGAAAUUACAGCAUGUAUGAUGAUGAAAGAAAAUAUAACCUUAUUUUUGAAUAGAGAAUUGGAUCGCCAUUCAAAGGUUUUAAAGUUUAUAUCAGGAAACUUUGAAGGAGAUAUAAAUCUAUUCCCUGCAUCUGUUUUUGAUAUUGCUUAUUUGGACGAAAAACGAGUAUUGGUUACAACCGGAGACAGCAGUUAG